CUUGAAAUGGCUCUGGGAAUAUUGGAGCCCAGGACGGAAAAUGUCCCUGGCACUGUUCAAGUCACUCGCAAGAGCGACAACGAAUUAUCCACAACCCGAACCACAAUCCUCGUGCCACAGCCUACGGAUGAUCCGAAUGAUCCAUUGAACUGGCCUCUCUGGCAACGCGAUAUAAUCCUCGUCAUCCUUUGUAUCGUUUCGGUUCUUGCAACGACUGCCUCCCCUCUUCUGGCCGCAGACUCGGUCGAACUCGCGCUAAAAUUCCAAUGCACUUUCGAAGAAGCGGCUCUUCUCACAGCCUACCACUUAGCGGGUGUUGGAGUGGGAAGUUUGCUAUUCGUCCCGCUCGCAAGAGUAUGGGGAAAGAGACAUGUGUUUCUGCUUGGAUCGAUGCUCAUGAUCGCGAGCUCGGCCUGGGGUGGAUCCACACACAAGGGAUACAACUACACCAGUAUGCUAUGGGCGCGAGUAAUCCAGGGAGUCGCCUUGGCUCCGUUUGAAUCACUCAUCAACGCAUGUGUGGGUGACCUCUUUUUCGUCCAUGAGCGUGGACUGCGUAUGGCUUUUGCAAACGUUUCACUCUUUGGCGGAGCCUUCUUGACUCCUGUGUUUGUUGGCAUGAUUUCCCACGAUAUUGGUUGGCAGUGGUCAUUUUACUUCAUCGCCAUUUUCAUGGGCGGUGGUUUCCUGCUGCUUCUGUUCUUGUGCCCCGAAGUGGCAUACCACCGACCGGAUCGACUGAACACCGAUAUGAUGACAGCUAGCUCCGAGUCUUUGGGUGCAAGCGCUGUCUCUUACGACGAGAAGUCGCCGAACGAGCAAGUGGUCGCCAGAGUCAGAGGCAAUGCUUGGAAGCCUCUGCGCAUCUCGCCUUUCAAUGGACGCAAGACUGAUGAAUCUUUCUGGAAGCUGUUUCUACGACCGUUCCCUCUUUUUCUGCACCCGGCUGUGAUUUGGGCUUGUCUCUUACAGGGUGUCAUCAUCGGCUGGACAGUGAUGGUAGGAGUGAUUCUUUCACUGAUCUUCCUCGGACCACCGCUGUUUUACAACGAGGAACAGGCUGGCAAGAUGUACACCGCCGCCUUCAUAGGAAGUAUACUCGGCCUCUUGAUCGCUGGAGUAUACACUGAACUCACCACACGCUUCAUGAUUCGACGCAACCAUGGAAGAUACGAGCCCGAGUUCCGCAUCCUUCUCGUCAUCCCGACCCUUAUCUUCGCCGCCAUCGGGCUCUACGGCUUUGGCAUCACAGCAGCUAAUGUAACACGCUACGGCUGGCUUGUCCCCGAAGUCUUCCUCGCAUUCAUCGUUGCCAGUAUGGUUAUGGGCGCCACAGCUUCGGCCCAGUAUCUGCUCGAUGCACACAGAGACAUUGCAGUUGAAUCCUUUACCUGUCUCAUCAUCUUCAAGAACAUGUUCUCGUUUAUUCUGGCGUACUUUGCUUAUACAUGGGUCUUUGCUGGCGGUAUCGAGCACUUGUUUAUCAUAUUCGGCAGUAUCGAGGUUGCGAUUUGUGCUUUGAGUUUGCCGAUGUAUGUGUUUGGCAAGAUGAGUCGCAAGUUCUUCCAUCGACAUGAUUUGUUGCAGAUUUUUGGGUUGAGAUGA
Molecule: messenger RNA, 1605 nt
Organism: Aureobasidium vineae
Lineage: Eukaryota; Fungi; Ascomycota; Dothideomycetes; Dothideales; Saccotheciaceae
Source: the annotation of a GenBank genome assembly